Messenger RNA from Prunus armeniaca (apricot), 390 nucleotides. The record is from the annotation of a GenBank genome assembly. NCBI's taxonomy places the organism in Eukaryota, Viridiplantae, Streptophyta, Magnoliopsida, Rosales, Rosaceae.
AUGGGUGUCUUGAGAAACCUGGUGGCAUGGCUACCGAUCCGGAGGGUGCCGAACGGUAAGGACGCGAGUGGUCUCUCUGGUUGGGAUCUUGUUAGUCUAAUGAGUUGGCAACGGAGAAUACGUCAUUCGGCAACCUGUAGGAGGUGUCGUGGGGGAUUUGUCAGGAUUUUCCGUGUGGCAAUUGGCUUCAUAGACCAAUGGAGGUUGGAGCCGCACGAGGUGUCGUUCGAUACAACAUGUUGGUCUGAAUGCCUUUAUAGUUGGGUUCUAGAGAAGGUUCUUGGCGUUGUCCGUCAGUUAGAGGUGUGGAGAGUUCCCUAUAACCUUGGUCAGCGGCCUACCGAUCGGGAUGCGAAGGUUGAUGAAGCCAGGGACGAUGAUGGGUUGUGA